Messenger RNA from Apis florea (little honeybee), 1844 nucleotides. RefSeq names its product ADP/ATP translocase (gene Ant). NCBI's taxonomy places the organism in Eukaryota, Metazoa, Arthropoda, Insecta, Hymenoptera, Apidae. Gene Ontology annotation, cellular component: mitochondrial inner membrane. Gene Ontology annotation, molecular function: ATP:ADP antiporter activity. The record is from RefSeq and is a predicted model, not a curated record. Gene Ontology annotation, biological process: negative regulation of mitochondrial outer membrane permeabilization involved in apoptotic signaling pathway; mitochondrial ADP transmembrane transport; mitochondrial ATP transmembrane transport.
GCCAGAAGAUUGAACCUGCGCAGAACUCUGCACGUGACCUGCGCAGCUAUUCUUAGCAGAGGUCCGUUCAACGAGAAGAACUCACUCUUCUCGCUCACUCGUCGUCCGGCGCGCGUCCGAAACAUUGGAGUUGGUUCCUCCUGUUUCUUUUGUUAACCCGUUUUCAUACACCAACUAUCCGAUACAAUAUGUCUGGUCUUGCGGACCCAGUGGCAUUCGCCAAGGAUUUCUUGGCUGGUGGUGUAGCCGCCGCAAUCUCGAAAACGACGGUUGCUCCUAUUGAACGUGUGAAGCUGUUGCUGCAGGUACAGCAUAUCUCUAAGCAAAUUUCUGAAGAACAACGUUAUAAGGGUAUGAUCGAUUGUUUUGUGCGCAUUCCAAAAGAACAAGGAUUCCUCAGUUAUUGGCGUGGUAACUUGGCUAAUGUUAUUAGAUACUUCCCAACACAAGCUUUGAACUUUGCUUUUAAAGACAAAUAUAAGCAAGUUUUCCUUGGUGGUGUUGACAAAAACACACAGUUCCUGCGUUACUUUGUUGGAAAUUUGGCCUCUGGUGGUGCUGCUGGUGCUACAUCUCUGUGCUUUGUUUAUCCCCUUGACUUUGCCAGAACUAGAUUGGCUGCUGAUGUAGGCAAAGCUGGUGGUGAACGUGAAUUCACAGGUCUUGGUAACUGUCUGACCAAGAUCUUUAAGGCUGAUGGUAUUACUGGCCUUUACCGUGGUUUCGGAGUAUCCGUCCAGGGUAUCAUCAUCUAUCGUGCUGCCUAUUUUGGUUUCUAUGACACUGCCCGCGGUAUGCUGCCAGAUCCCAAAAAGACACCAUUCCUUAUUUCAUGGGGUAUUGCCCAGGUUGUCACAACUGUUGCUGGUAUUGUAUCUUAUCCAUUUGACACAGUACGUAGGCGUAUGAUGAUGCAAUCUGGUCGCGCCAAAUCCGAAAUUUUGUACAAAAACACUCUUCACUGUUGGGCUACUAUUUACAAGACAGAAGGUGGCAAUGCUUUCUUCAAAGGAGCAUUCUCUAACAUUCUUCGUGGCACAGGUGGUGCACUCGUAUUGGUACUUUAUGAUGAAAUUAAGAAUCUUCUUUAAGAUAUUAUAACGAUCCUCACCUCAUUACCUUCACAACUACAAUUACAACUACCAUCUUUAUUAUCCUUACCAUCCAAUGUAACACCAGAUCAAGUGGUUUCCAGACUGAAACAGUACACAAGCUGUCGAGAAAAUUGAAGUACACUUUAGAUUAUAAUUUUUUUUUGGUAGUUUCUUAUGAAAUGCAUGGAGCUCGGCAGAGAAUGUAUUUUGACUUUAGAAGGAAAGAAUUCGCUUAAUUUAUUGCCGGAUUCAGUAUUUUCUUGAAAGGGUUCACAUGUGCCAUAUUUCAUAUUUCAUUUUCGCAAAAAAGAAAGAAAGAUAUAUUUAUAUAAAUAUAUCUAUGGAAUUAAUAACAUAAUGGCUAUAUGAAAUAUUUGAUACAUGUGACUACAUAAGAGAUGGUCAGGACAUAAAGUAGUAAAAUUAAUCCAAAAAAGUAAAAAAAAAUAAGCGUAUACAAUUGAGCAAGAGAAGGACGCGCGACGAAAUACCAUUACGGCGACGGCGGGGCGCGUAGACUUGGGCCGCCCCCCGCCCUUAUUCUCGGCCCAUUGUAGAUAAUUAAUAAAUGAUCAUAUUUACGAUAUCAAUGAAGUUCAUCGAGUUUCAGUGAACAGUAAUUUAAUUUCGCACUCCAGACAAAUACGUGUAAGAUAAUGAGAAGCGUUACUUGUAAGUGUAUGCAUCCAAUGUGUUCAUGUUAGGAUGCGUGCAAAGAAAAUAACAAAAUCAAUAAAAGUAAUAAUAAAA